UUCUGUUUACACACCCACAGCUUAAAGGAGGCGACCUGCGCUUGACUUUUUAUCACUCCAACGCCGUCCUAUGGACAGGUUGGCCCCUUCACCUGCUGAAGGCCACUUGUGUUGUGGCCGAAACGUCGUGAUUUUUGUUUAUUUUUUCACCUACGUGACUUUACCGAAUAGAACCAAAGUGUAUGGUUACGUCAUCUUCCCAAUCACUUGGCGUGGAUUGGAGAAAGCCAGAGGGAAGUAGUGAGUGAGCGAGGCGAGUGACGUCAUGUAAUUCAACGGUGACAACGUCAUCUGCUCUCCGUGCGAAGGAGGAGUGGGCGGGGGGGUUGGUGUAGAGGGCAGUGCGAGUGGAGUGGUGAGCGGAGUGGUGAGCGGAGCGGUCGCGUUAGCGCGCGGCUCCGAGGACGAUCAGCAAGGAGGGACGAGGGGCGAUGGCGGCGCCGCGCAGGACCAAGCAGCAGAGGGACGAGGCGGCGGAGGACGAGUGGACGGCGCGCCACGGGGGGGGUGCCGCGUUGAUCCCGGGCCCAGGGGCCCUGCGACCCGUGGGCCCUGGCGCCAGGCGCUCCGUGCUGCUCGUCAAGCUCACGGACUCGGCGCUGAGGGUCUUGGAGGCGGCGCCCGGCCAGCGGGGAGCCUCAUGCCCACAGCCAAAGAUCUGUCUGGGAGGAGACAAGGGGUACAUGAAGAUCCCUGUGCCGCUGUCCGAAAGCCCCAGCGGCUUCCGCACCUUCUCCAUCUACCGCUCGCGGGACGGGGCUCAGGGCACCUUUGACUGUGUGCACCAGCACGUGGACUGGCUGGGCGUGCCGCGGCUGGACUGCGUGGGCACCGUGCAGGAGAAGCUGACGAUCUGCGCCACGGACGACUCGUACCAGGCGACGCGCGAGCGCAUGACGCAGGCCGAGGAGGAGACGCGCAGCCGCGGCGCCAUCGUCAUCAAACCCGGCGGCCCCUUCAACGGCAAGAGAACCGUUCGGAGGUUGCCGCCCGAGUUGAUGGACCUCGCUCCAGGGCGCAAGCGGUCGGCCCCGCUCAACCCAGCUAACACCCUGCGCAAGGCCCCGGCCGCCGGCACUACCAGCGCUGCCGCCGCCGCAACCGCCGCUGCGCUCCGUCCGGCUUCCCCUGUGGCCGCCGCUGCCGCCGCCGCCGCCGCCGCCUCGGGCCCUGCGGAGGCCCUGCGGCGCCCCAUGCGCGAGCGUGUGGUGCACUUCCUGGCGCUGCGGCCCUGCAAAAAAGCCGAGCUGGUGGCGCGGCUAGAGAGGGACGGUGGUGGCGUUGGUGGUGGUGGGCAGUGUGACCGUUCGCAAGUGUUCGCUAUCCUGGAGCAGGUGGCGGCACCAAGGGGCCAGGAUGGCCGGCACCAACUGAAGGAGGCGGCCUAUGCGGAGGUGCGGCAGGACUGGCCGGGUUACUCGCCGGAGGAGCGGCGCGCCGUGCAGGCCCUGCUCUCUCGGAGAGCGACGCAGCAGCAUCCCCCCCCCUCAGGCCUAUCCCACAAUGCACCGCAACCUCGACUUAGUCCUGCCGCGGAGGCUAGCCGACCACCCAACCACACAGCCCAGAAACGGCCACAUACCUCCACCGAGGAGGACGCGGAGCCGUCGCUGGGGGGGCAGCAGCAGCAGCAGAAAAUGUCGCAGAACGGCACCAAGAAGCCACGCGUGUCCCACCUGACGAGCCGCGUUCCCCCCACGCACUGCGAUCGCCCGGAACCGCCGCGGCGGGAGAAGGACGAGGGAGUGGCGGCGGCGGCGGCCGCGGCGCCACCGUGCCAGCCCCUGCCCGACACUGCGCGGAGGAAGAUGAAGAAGCGCAAGGAGAAGGAGCGGGAGAGGGAAACGCCAGCGGGCAAGGAGAUGCCGGGGGGCGCGGCGACGAAGCAAGGAGACGCGGGGAUGAAGCAGGGAGACGCGGGGACAUCGGAGGAUAGGAUCGUGCAGAGGGGCAGAGAGAGGCAGAUGGACACGGGGAUGCAGAGGGACAGGGGCAUGCAGAGGGACAGAGAGAGGGAGAUGGACAUGUGGAUGCAGAGAGACAAAGGGACACAGGGACACAGGGAUAUGCAGAGGGACAAAGAGGUGCAAAGGGACAAGGAUGCGCAGAGGGAAAAAGAGAUGCAGAUGAUCAGGGCGACACAGGGAGACAAGGAGCUGCUGAAUGACAGAGAGACAAAGAGGGUCACGGAGACACAGAGAGAAAGGGAGACUAGUAAAGACAUGGAAACACAGAGAAACGUCGACACAAAUAGAGACCAGGAGACACAGAGAGACAGAGAUAGACAGAGGGACACGGAGACUCAGAGGGAAACCGUGGCACAGAGGGAAGCGGAAACACAGAAAGAUAGAGAGACACAGAGGGAGAGUGAUCGGGAAAGAGAACGGAACAGGGAGAGACAGAGAGACAGGGAGCAAGAGAGGCAGCGGCAGAGAUAUCGCGACUUGGAGAGAGACAAACAGAGGGAGAGGGACCGGGAGAGGGCGAGACAAGAGGAGAGAGACAAACAGCAAGAGAGGGAGAGGCAGGCGGAGAAAGACAAACAGCAAGAGAGGGAGAGGCAGGCGGAGGAGGAGAGAGACAAACAGCAAGAGAGGGAGAAGCAGGAGGAGAGAGACAAACAGAGAGAGAGGGAGAGGCAGGAGGAGAGAGACAAACAGAGAGAGAGGGAGAGGCAGGAGAUAGAAAAGAGGAGGGAGCAAGAAAACUCAAAAGCCGUGACAAGGCCUGCAGAGGAGAUGGAAGUGGAUUCGCAAGGAGUGUCUGAGGAAGAGAUGCAGUACAAGAAGUUCAAAAUGGACUCCAGAGCAGCAGACAAACCGGAGCUGAAACCAGAACAUCCCUCGAGCGCGGCGAGCAACCCGGACUACAAACUGGAUUACGUGCCGAUCGUGACGCCGGAGCAGAGGCAGCGCUACGAGGCCGACUUCAGCAGCGAGUUCUCCGAGUACCGGCGGCUGCACCGGCGCAUCGACACCGUGAAGCGGCGCUUCGAGCAGCUGCAGCACAAGAUGCACGCCCUCGCCCCGGACUCGCGGGAGCAGCAGGUCAUCCGGAAGCAGGUGGUGCAGGAGUACAGCAAAGUGAAGAAGACCAACCCUGACUACCAGCAGGAGAAGCGACGCUGCGAGUACCUGCACUCCAAGCUGGCGCACAUCAAGCAACUCAUCACGGACUACGACCAGUCCUCGUAGCCGAGCCACCGCCCGCGGAUAGCGUCUCUCUCCUGCUCGUGCCACCAGCAAGUGACUACCGGCCACGCCGCCACCACCACCACCACCACCACCACUUCCUCCUCGCCUACAGCACCACCACUCCCAAAAGGAAGUUAUCACCACCAAUCAACCCAAAUCUGUCAGCCACACGGCCACCACCACAAACACAACCACGUGUCCACCAGCGCCAGCAUCAACACCAGCCACUUACCUACAUAUGUAUGUUGAACUUCUUUCGCACUGUACGUAGUGAACCGUGCUAAUCGGAGGUGCGGUGGUGGUGUUUGCUCCCAUGAGAUAUCGCGACCUGAUGUGCGGAUGUCCCUGCAAGUAACGUAGGGCUGAGUGGUGGUGUUUAAUUGAUUGUAUGCGUGUGUGCAAAUGCAAGUGUGUAAGUGAGGGAACUCCCACGCUCUCAAACCGACGAGUCUUAAAUCUCCGCCGUUCACCGGCAAACCUUAGCCAUUCCCGUUAACCGAAAACUCUUGAGCAAGCUUCACAAGCUGUAUUUUUGUCCCACUACGCUAAAAGAAAAAACACCUUUACACGUCCCUGUCUCCCCUGUAUUGCUGUCAAUCGCUCUCGCCAGAUGCAGCCGCGUAAAUAGGGCCUGCGCCAUCGAGCAUUAUUGCAAACCCCCUUCGCGCGUGCCCCAGGGGCGGCGUUUUUCUUUUCCCGACGCGGUGUCGCCGUUCUGUCUCCGCGCGAACGAGACGGGAAGUUGUAGAACAAUCGGAGCGAUCGCGGAGUGGCGACGCGGCCGGGCCGGCGACGCGGCCGGGCCGGCGACGCGGCCGGGCCGGCCACUCGGCCCCUUUCACGCGGCGCAAAAUCCGCAGCGUGAAAAUGAAUUAGCGGCUCUCUCCAUUUGGGCACGAAGCCCCCGCACGCGCUUGUUGAGCGUUUCGCUCCCUGAAGAAGAAGCUCCCAGCGCCCGGAGGCGAAACGUCGGACAUCGUCCCAGCCCACACUGGGGGCACGGCCGAUUUGAAUCAAACUUGCGCCGUUGCUUUCCGACUGCCACGGCCGCUGGAGGUGGAAUCGAACCGGCGACUUCCGGGUUGCGAGUCGCGGCGUUGCUGCCGACCGUUACACCGCCAGCGGCAGCUCCCUUCGUUUCCCUGUUGAAAGUGUCAAAAGUUUUAGGUUCAUCCGUCGAGAAUAUCUCUUGUAGGUUCGACUUAAACCGGUUUAUACACUGGGUUGCCUCCCGCGGCUAUCGGAAGUAUUCGCCGUGCACGCGAGAGCCGGCAGGAUGUUUCCGCCGAUGCUUGCGGUCAGUUUGGGUGGUCAGUGCCAAGCAGGGUGAGGCUUGAGGGGGAGGAGGAGGAGUGAGUAGAAGGACAGGAAGUGGGGGGGGGGGUGCCGGUACCUCCUCGCUCGCCUCCCCCCCCUACCGACCCCCCUGCUGCUCCCCUCACCCCACAGAGAAGCUCACCGCCACCACCACCAUCGCGGCUGGCUCAAUCGCGAUUAACCAAUUGGGCGGCGCCAAUUACUUUAUUAUUUUUGUUUACACGGGAAAGCAUCACCGAGUCCCGUGACUCUCUUUCAGGGGGUUCCUGUCCGCGUUGUCACUGUAGGGGCGGGUGGGGUGUUGGCAGCGGUGUGAAUUUUGGAAAAAUUUUGAGCACCCGGUGCCGUUGCCGGUGGAUCCAGAACGAACGCCCGCCGUCAUUAUUAACGCGACCGCGGUAAUAACCAGGGUGGCCCGCUGGAGCCGAACUGCCAACCUCCGCGACAAGCACCGCUCGAACCGUCGGUCCUCCACCACCCCCCACCCCCAUUUUGAGGACCUUCACAAAGCGGCACCGACCCGCGUGGUGAAGUACGGUCGCCUUGCACGGUCUGCCAUCGCGAGACCGUCGCAAGAGGUGACGGCAGCAUGAUGGGGGGGGGAGGGUGGGGUUGGUCGCCAUACAACCAGCAGUGGAUAAACAAAGGGCUUUCAGUUAUUAUUACGAUGACACUGUGUGUUUCGAGCCAACCUGACACUCGUUUAGACGUGUGUACUGUACGAGCCCGGGUCUCUCUUGCGAGAGAGACUUGCGUCACAAGAGGAGCUUCUGCAUUUGCCUGAUGAAACUACUACCUAGAGCGUGCGUCCUGCUGCCACAUGCACGCAAACACAUUCACGCUCUUAACACUGCGCGCAUGUGUAUGUACGUGCAAAUGUGCGCACACACUCGCAUUGCUGUGUGUGUGUGUGUACAUGGGCACAUGUGCACACUCGUAACACCGCGCGUGUGUAUGUGUGCGCACACGUGCACACACUCGCAGUGUUAAGAGUGUGUGUACAUGUGUAUACGUACACACAAAACACUGCAUGUGCGUGUACAUGAGCACAUAUACAACCACACCUGACACUGCGUGUGCAUGUACAUGUCCAAAGACAAAAGAUUCCCUGUAUAGCCUUCAGAUGGCAGGCUGCUGGGGCAAGUGCUGUUUGCGAGCGCCUAUUUAGGUGUAUACACGCGCACACACGUUUGCACACAUGCAACAUUGCGCAUGUACGCACGCACACGCGAACAACUACAGCAUACCAAGUACUGUAUCCGAGUCUGUGUUACGUCGCCUACGACAGUAUAUAUAUGCAUAAAGACAGUAUAUAUAUUUUAUUAACUUUUUUGGACUACAACGAAUGGUGCCUUCGCACGGUGCACUUUCCAGCGAGGUGGAACUGAGACCCCCCACGAAUUCUGAAACCCCCGUCUCCUCCACCCUGGGGGACCCCGGUCGGAUUCUCCGGGCGAGGUGACUCGCCAGAGCCGGUUGCCUAUCCUCCGCCUCCUCACUUGGUCCGGGUCGCCCCCCUUCACUCAACCCCCCCCCCAGGAAAGCCGGUCCUUCACCGCUCCGACAGUCAGUGCCACAACAGCCGUCCGGCUCUGUGUGACCCCCCCCCCCCCACUGCAUUGCCCCUCACGCGUAGGUCAUAGCCCCCCGGCGACGGUCGGAGAAAGUUGCCGAUCUGGCGUGUGGAACGUUUGAAUGUUUAACCUAAAAUUCACUGGGUGCCAAUUUCCCCCCAUCCCCCCCCCCCCUCCCCCACUUCGACUGUGCGAUCGGAGCGAGUGUGAUUUAUUUAAAGAAUACGAAUGAGAAUCGUGAAACGCGACGAGCCUUUUGCCUGGUAGCUGCGCGCGAGCCCUGCGUGUGUCCCCGGGGCGGCGGGGGGGGGGGGAGGCGGGGGUGACCAGUCCCUGUCGUCAGCGCAUCGCCUUUGUUUCAUGAAUAAUAAACGAGGGACUGAAUGUAAAAGAGUUUGUUUUUGUCCCACGGGAAAGGUUGCAAUAGGUACAACGGAAAGUCGUGCAGCUGCUUCUAGUAGGGCUUGCUGCAACGCUUUUUGAGUGAUAACAUGGACAGAGACGGGAGGAAGGCAGGCAACGAUCGUUUUUGAGGAAGGAUAAUGGGCCGGCACGUGGAGAGUUUCAUAAUUGAAGCAUCGCAGCGCUUGCUUGGGCACGGGGGGGAGCUCGAGGUCAAUGCGCAGCUACAAGAUAAGAGCUGCUCGAUGUUGGGAUUGUGUGUAACUUUAGUAAGAGAUCUAAAGUGUAACAAAUAUAUGCGUGUGUGUGUGUGAGAGUGUCUGCCCCGUGAGCGGUAGUGCAGCGGUUAGCGCGCUGCACUACGAACCCGGCCACCCAAGUUCGAUUGCCGCUCACAGCCAACACCAGUGACGAU
Molecule: messenger RNA, 6902 nt
Organism: Petromyzon marinus (sea lamprey)
Lineage: Eukaryota; Metazoa; Chordata; Hyperoartia; Petromyzontiformes; Petromyzontidae
Source: RefSeq, a predicted model, not a curated record